Rotaria sordida is the source of this 1068-nucleotide messenger RNA. The record is from the annotation of a GenBank genome assembly. NCBI's taxonomy places the organism in Eukaryota, Metazoa, Rotifera, Eurotatoria, Philodinida, Philodinidae.
AUGACUAUAAGAAAUAAGUUGAAAACAACAACAGACAAUGAAUGUAUGUUAGAACAUGAAGACAUUAAAAAUUCAUAUAAUUUAGACCUUCAUAUUAUAUCAAUUUUUGUACUAUUAAUUGUAUCAUUUCUUGGUACUUGUUUUUCAAUUAUUACAACACGAGUUAAACGUUUCUAUAUUAAUCCAGUUAUAAUAACAACAGGAAAAUUUUUUGGUAGUGGAGUCAUACUAGGAACAGGUUUUAUUCAUAUGUUACCACCUGCAAUGGAAUUAUUAACAAGUCCUUGUUUACCCGAAUCAUGGAAUGUGUAUAGCGCUUAUGCGGGUCUUUUUGCUAUGUUAGCUAUACUCGCUAUGCAAUUGAUUGAAUUCAUUGCUCAUGAACGACAUCCACCAAAGAUUGAUCCAAUAUCAAACGGUCAAAAUGAAGAACCUAAAAUGCAAAAACAAGUAGAAAUGGAAACUUCAAUAGCUGUAGUUGUUAAUACACCUGUAGAAAUUAGUAAACCAAAACAUCAUCAUGAUCAUGAUCAUCACCAUCAUCAUCAUCAUCAUGGUAUUGCUCUUCAAAAUGAUCCUCAAACUGAUAAAAUCAGUGCAUAUUUACUUGAAUUUGGUAUAGCACUUCAUUCAGUUCUAAUUGGUGUAGCAUUAGGUACAGCUAGUGAAUCUUUUGUUGCUUUAUUUAUUGCAUUAUGUUUUCAUCAAUUUUUUGAAUCAAUCGCACUUGGUGCACAAUUUGCUCGUUUAGAUCGUUUACCAUUACGAUCAAUUAUUUUGAUGGUUAUAUUUUUUGUUUUUACAACUCCAGUUGGCAUUGCUAUAGGUAUUGGUAUUCAUUCAGGAACAUACAAUCCAAAUUCAAUUGCUGCAUUACUUGUCAAUGGUAUUCUAGAAGCAAUAUCAGGUGGUAUUCUUAUUUAUGUUGCUCUUAUUAAUUUAAUAACAGCUGAAAUGGGUGCUAAUGCUAAGGAAUUUCAUUUAUUAAGCAAAAAAUUAAAAUUAUUAUAUUUUAUUGCAUUAUAUGCUGGCGUUGCAGCCAUGUCGAUUAUAGGAAUCUGGGCUUAA